Paramisgurnus dabryanus is the source of this 9271-nucleotide messenger RNA. RefSeq names its product autophagy related 2A (gene atg2a). The record is from RefSeq and is a predicted model, not a curated record. Gene Ontology annotation, cellular component: phagophore assembly site; phagophore. Gene Ontology annotation, molecular function: protein-membrane adaptor activity; phosphatidylinositol-3-phosphate binding. NCBI's taxonomy places the organism in Eukaryota, Metazoa, Chordata, Actinopteri, Cypriniformes, Cobitidae. Gene Ontology annotation, biological process: autophagy of peroxisome; autophagy of mitochondrion; piecemeal microautophagy of the nucleus.
UCGCUUAUUCCUAGUAUGAAAACAAUAAACAACCCAGUGAACCCACUGCCUCAGAAGGACCGUAGAGCACCCGUCGCGUAUUUUCCCUGACAUUUGUGAUUAAAAGAAGAAACAGGGCGUCGGGUUGCUUUGUAUAAUCGUUGAAUAAAGCCGCUCAGCCCAAAUCCAGGUCCAAACACGAAGACUCGGGGGAUUUUGGUGUCAAAGCAUAGGAAGUUAGACGGUCUCGUCCGCUCUUGUCCACCUCAUCUCGCAUUCACUCCGUUAUUCUCGUCUGCACACAAUACCGAGGGCCCUUAAAUCUGUUAUGCAGGACUGGUCUCUUGUUCCGCCACCUCUCUGCUCCCUCUCCCCGUCUGUCGUGGCCCUAUGUCUCGGUGGCUGUUCCCCUGGUCGGGCUCAAUAAAGAAACGGGCCUGUCGGUACCUCCUACAGCACUACCUGGGCCACUUCUUGGAGGAGAGACUGAGUUUGGACCAGCUGAGUUUGGACCUGUACAAUGGCAGCGGUGUCAUUAGGGAGAUUAACUUGGAUGCUUGGUCAGUCAAUGAGUUGUUGGAGUCUUUAGGAGCUCCGCUAGAGAUUGUGGAAGGUUUUGUGAGCAGCAUUGCGGUGACUAUUCCCUGGGCGGCACUUGUGACGGACCACUGCACCCUUGAAGUCACUGGAUUGCAAAUAACAUGCAGACCCAAAUACAGAAACAAUGGGAGCUGGGACUCCCAAGGAUGGUCCUCAUGUAUGACGUCCAGCAUGCAGCUGGCCCAGGAGUGCCUGAAGGACCCACCCGAGGCAUCCGAAGAGCCACCUGCUCCCCUGGAGGGACUGGAAAUGUUUGCACAGACCAUAGAGACUGUCCUUCGUCGAAUUAAAGUCACCUUCCUGGACACCAUAGUGCGAGUAGAACACCAUCCCCUGGAUGCUGAGACGGGGGUUGCCUUAGAGAUGCGCAUCAAACGGGUGGAUUAUUGUGAUGAGGCUGUGAGAGACUCAAGCCAGACAGUGCCUGUGGACAUCCACCAGCCACCAGCCUUCCUGCACAAGAUCCUACAGCUUAACUCUGUACAGCUUCUCUAUGAGACCUUGGGAGGAAUGCAGGGGCUGAUUCAUUCUGAUGUUAUGGUGGACAGCAGGGAGGACAUGAAGAAGUCAGAUGAGGAAGAUGAAAAGGAUGAAGAUGUAGUAGAUGAUGCUUCCAAACCUCCUCAUCCAUUACCAUCCCAGAAGCCCCCUGAGCCCCUCCUGAUUGGACAAUGCUCAGGAUUCAUAGAGACGACGGUCAAAAUUAAACAAAAUGAAAUGCUGCCUGGACCCAAGUUUGAGUUGGAUGGUAAGGUUGGUUGCAUCCACCUGCUGCUCUCCCCUAGUCAGGUUACUCACCUGACGGACCUCCUAUCUGCCCUCUGCAUUGAGACAUCAGAAGGCAGCAGUGGUGGUGGGGUGUCUGGUGGGGGGGUCUCCAGACCCCUGGGUUCUGAUGAUUUGCGUUUAAUUGAGGAAGAUCUCAGUAAACAGCUAAGUGCAGAGAUGAUGGACAGAGAUAUGGAGCUGGAUGCAGAACCCUAUGUCACCAGUAUGGAGAAUGGAGAGAUGUUUUUCUCGAUGGGUCCCGGCAAUAUGACCAGCAGUGUGUUGUCCACACGCUCUGGCAGUGAAAUGUCUGACAGCAUGGAGUCGUCCAUUCACAGUCAGAGUAGUGUAUCAAACCCUCUGUCGUCACAGGGAAUGGUUAACUGUCCUCGUCGUUAUCCUGUACCAGGAUCCUUAACUAGUUUGCCGCAAUGUAGCAGACCUUCAAAACGGUCAUCCCGUGGUGGCCAAUCAGAACCACUAAAACCAGACUCCUUAAUCCGCCUCUCUCUGGGUGGAGUCACUCUGACCCUGCUGGAGCAGGAACCGCCUACCAGGCCCGACGGGCACUCCUCAUUGGCCGAGGUGUCACAGCUGUUUUUUAAAGAACUUGCUUUCUUUAAAGACAGCAUGUUUAGCGAGAGAGACUUCCAGAAUCUGCGAGGGAGUUUUUCUAAGGCGUGUCCACACUCUCACAUCAGGUUGACCGGUGCCGCUGUGCAGCUGGUGUGUGAGAUGCGUAGCGCAGGGAAGCACAUCCGAGCCAUGACCUCUGACCUCUCAUUCAGCAGGCUGGAACUACUGGAGUCCCUGUGGGAUUCUGGUGGUCCACAGUACACAGAGCUUUUGCAGUUUCAGUCGGCUGGUAGCUUCACGAUGGGCACUGCUACAAGACCCUGUGCUCAGUUUCACCACAGUCUUUGUGAGAAGCACAUGCGCAAGAGUGGAACCAGACGGCGUGUGGUGCGCAGAGAUAGUGCCCUACAGGUUGAGCUCGAAGAACUGAACUCUGAGUUGGACCUGGAUAUUUUAGGUCGACUGGAGUACAUCUUGCAAGCUCUGAGUCACUGCCCAACACCACCUAAAAGAGCACACAGUGCUGAGCCUCAGUUGUUAGAGCUGCACUCCUCUCUGGUGCUUCAAUCUCCUCACGCUGUACUGAAGGUGCGUUUCCCUAUCCCUGACCUUCGACCCCCAGGACUGAGACGACCUCUCAGCCAGCGUGCGGUGCGUAGUGAGAUCUUGAGUUUGCAGAUCUCCAACCUGGAGCUGAAGUCUCAACAGGGGCCAGAUGUUCCUCAGGAGAGCCCCUCGAGCCCUGGAGCCAAACUUACCAAACUGCUGGAGGCUUGUUUCACAGAUCUGCAUGGAGUGUAUGAAGGCUGGGAAGGGGAGGCAUUUCCCUGUAUCCGUGUACAGAAGAGUCCAGAUCCACACAACCCUGAGUCCAUGCCCAGGAUCCAGGUGCGUGUGCAUGAGGGAGCGGCAGGGUCUGAAAACAGAGGUCCGUGUGAAGGUCUGAAUGGAGAUUUAGGUCUGGGCUCUGUGUCCCUGGAGAAUCCCUGUGAGCUCCGAGAGAAGAACAGCUCUCCAUUCUCAUCCAACCGCACUAUGUUUGAGACAGAGGAGAUGGUGAUACCAGCAGACCCAGAGGAAAUGAAGGAGUUUCAGUCUCAAUGUAUAUCUCAAUGUCAGUAUGUGGUUGAUAUCACGUUUCCUGUAGCAUGUGUCCUCCUGCCCAGUAAAGAAGCCUUCCAGAGCAUAUACAACAGGAUUAAUAAUGAUCUGUUGAUGUGGGAGCCCCCUCCCUCUCCACCUCCCCAAGCACCCUCCUCUUCCUUACACCGUAGUCCCUCACAUCAUCGCAGACCUGAAGAUGAUGAGUUUUACCUUUGUAAAUCUGCCUUCAGACUGGAAUCGGACUCUGAGGAGGAAGAUACUCAGUUUUACUCAGCCAGCCAAUCGAAGCGAAGGAAACAAGUGGAGCCCCAGUCUAGCCACGGACUCAGCUUGCUCUGUUUAACUGUGCUGAUCGGCAAAGGUCGCCUUCAGGCCGUGACUGACUGCAAGAAUGAAGCUGGCCGCAAAGUGGAAGAUUGUCACGGGGAACUCGUUUUGGAUUUAGAAGGGGGGAAGAUUUUUAGUGUGUCGCAACAUCUGAACAAUCCCAAUCUUAACUUCCUGACCAUAGAGAGCAGAAAAGUGGAGCUCUAUCAUAAAGCGGAGGUAGCCGACUCUCCUAUCCCUGCAAGAUUGGAAAUGCCCAGAUUCACUGCCCCCGGCUAUCUGGACCCUACCAUUUACCCCACGGAGGUGGGGGUGAGCAGCGUCGGUGGACGGGAAUCUGACAUUCAAAUGCUGUCGACCGCCAUUAAAAUCACAUUAGACCUUGAGAGAAAUGUCAAGGAGUUUGUGGUUGCAUUGCGACUCCAUGGUGCUACUUUACGACAUCACAUGGCAUUGACCAAUCACAGCUGGCAUGAACAGAUAGUUGAUUUCCUUGAUGUUAUAGAUGAUGACAUUUUAGGAUACACCGCACCUGCUGUCAUUACAGUACUACACACUCAUCUGGCCACCUGCGCGGUUGACUACAGACCUCUCUAUCUUCCUCUGCGAGUUUUGUUUACCGCAGAGUCCUUCUCUCUAUCCAGCAACAUCAUCGUAGACACGGCAACCUUUCAUCUCAGGUUUAUCUUGGAUGACUCUGCACUGUACCUGUCAGAUAAAUGUGAAGGCGAUACGGUGGAUUUGAGACGAGACUAUGUGUGCGUGUUAGACAUCGAUCUGUUGGAGUUGGCCAUCACCACAUGGAAAGGAACGGACUCCAGUAAACCAACCCAGCCGCUGUUCGAGCUUCGCUGUUCCAAUAACGUCGUUCACGUGCACACCUGCGCAGACUCGUGCGCUGCUCUGGUCAACAUUCUGCAGUACCUGGUCUCUCAGGGCGACCUUCAUCCUCCACCCCGCCACACGUCUCCCACAGAAAUUGCCGGACAGAAGCUUCCGCUAUCCGAAAGUCCCGCCUCCCUGCCUUCCUGUCCACCAGCGGAGACGGCGGAGAUUAAUCAGUAUGACCUCACGGAUGCCUUAAUUGACACAGAGAGAAUCCUGCAGGAAGACGGACAAGAUUCUGCAGGCUCUCCCUCCAUCCGUCGAGCCUCACCUGUCUCGGUCUACUUGUUCCCGGGAGAAGCCCCUAAACCCCGCCCCUCUGUAUUGGAAGGGGAGGAGUCUGAUCUUGACGGACUGGUAACCACAGCUAUGGAGGUUCAUGCGGAUGUGAUGUCAGAGGACGGCUCCGAAGGUUCCACCGACAAUGACGACUUUUGCAUCCUAGAAGCUCCUGGGAUGGGCAUUCCGCCUAGAGAUGGUGAGCCUGUGGUGACGUUGCUGUCCCACGACCCUAUAAAGGUCCGUGAUGGCUAUUUCUCACGGCCACGAGGCAGUUCAGACCUGCUGCGUGCUCCGGUCCGGUUUCCGGUGCCUCAGAAUAGAGUUGUGCUCCGAGAAGUAUCCAUUAUAUGGCACCUGUACGGUGGGAAAGAUUUCGGCGGCAAACCCAGCUCCGCUCACACACAGCACAGUCAUAAGGUUCGAGCAGCCGCUCCCGGCGCACGCGGAUCCCCUUCUCGUUCGGUCGGACCUUCGCGGCCCCAAAAUUCUUGGCGCUGGGUUGGAGGAAGUGGCAGGCAGCACACGCUGCUCAUGGAGAUACAACUCACCAAGGUCAGUUUUCAACAUGAGACGUACCAAGUGCUGUCGCCCUCGGGGCAGGAUGCAGAGGGGGCGGGGCUUGGAGAGCAGCCUAUUUCCCGUCAGGUGUUUAUUGUGCAGGAGCUGGAGGUGAGAGACCGACUGGCUUCCUCUCAAAUCAACAAGUUCCUGUACCUGCACACCAGCGAGAGCAUGCCGCGCAGAGCACACUCCAACAUGCUCACUGUCAAAGCACUACAGGUGAUGCCUGAAUCGGGUCUGGGCGGUCCCGAAUGUUGUCUGAGAGUGAGUCUAUUACCACUGCGACUCAAUAUAGACCAGGAUGCACUUUUCUUCCUAAAGGACUUUUUCAGUACCUUGGCAGCAGGGGUUAAUCCGUACCUACCCGUCGACCCUGCGGCUGAGGUUAAGACUGAUGCUCCUCUGAAGCAUCCGGACGACACAGAUCCUGCCUCUGCAUUGGGUCCCGAUCUUGCAGCCUCCGUAGAAACGACCUAUAGUGAGCAGAGUUCCUCUUCUGCUGGCUCCUCCUCAUCCUCUGACCAACCAAUCUACUUUAGAGAGUUUCGCUUCACUUCAGAAGUCCCCAUCUGGCUGGACUAUCAAGGAAAGCAUGUGGUCAUUGAGCAGGGAACGUUUGCAGGCAUUCUGAUUGGUCUGGCUCAGCUGAACUGUUCUGAAUUGAAGCUGAAGAGAUUAUGUUGUAGACAUGGGCUGCUGGGUGUUGAUAAGGUGAUUCAAUACGCUGUGAACGAGUGGCUUGCUGACAUCAGGAAGAACCAGCUGCCGGGGAUUUUGGGAGGUGUCGGACCCAUGCAUUCUGUCGUACAACUAUUUCACGGCGUACGAGAUCUCUUCUGGAUGCCCAUUGAACAGUACAGGAAGGAUGGACGCAUUAUUCGAGGGCUCCAGAGGGGGGCAGCAUCAUUCGGCACCUCCACAGCCUCUGCGGCCCUGGAGCUCAGCAACAGACUUGUGCAAGCGAUUCAAGCCACUGCUGAGACCGUGUAUGACAUCUUAUCUCCCACUCCUCCUCUGACACGUUACAUUACAGAGGGACGGCCCACCUCGCGUCCAAGGCGCACCCCUCAACCAGCUGAUCUCAGAGAGGGUGUGGCCAAGGCCUAUGACACCGUCAGAGAAGGAGUGAUUGACACAGCUCACACCCUGUGCGAUGUGGCAUCUCGCGGGCACGAGCAGAAAGGUCUUCCCGGAGCUGUGGGUGGGGUUUUGCGCCAAAUCCCACCCACGGUCGUCCGCCCCCUAAUAGUUGCCUCGGAGGCCACAUCCAACCUGCUCGGAGGCAUGAGGAACCAAAUUAAACCGGAUGCCCGGAAAGAGGACUUCUUAAAAUGGCGCACAGAAGACGGUCAAGAAUGAGAUUGACGUGGACUUAAAAGUCGUCAGAUUUUUGUUAGCGUGAAUGUUGAAGCGAAGUAUGAAUGUUAGUUUAUCUGUGAGCACCAAUGCAAAAACAUAGGACAACAAACUCGACAUUUUUUUUAAAUAGCUUCCUCACGGUUGCACACUUUGUCUUGUGCAAUGCAAAUGUUUUCGUUUUGCACUUUGCUACAGUGAAUCUCUCCAGAUAGCCAAGUGCAGCUCGUCUUCAUCUUGACGUACGUGUAUAAAGAAGUAUGCAAUCAUAUCGGUUUGCAACACGGUUUACCUGUGAGCUCAAGACCAGAUGUUUUCCCUACUCAUUCAGCAUUGGGUUGAAUCAAUAUUUCCCCUGAAAAGUAUUACUUGAAGAUUAACAAAUCUCUGAUUUAGGUAAGGUGAAAACGCUCAUUACGUGACUAUAUUCUGGUGGCCUUACUAAAUUUUGUGAGUGAUUCUUUGACCUCUGAUUGUGUUUUUAAGCACAGUCGAAUUUCCUGGUGUCCUAGUGCCAUAAUUAUAUUAACAUAAACACUUUAAAUCUCUCCCUCUCCCUCUCCCUCUCCCUCUCCCUCUCCCUCUCUCUCUCUCUCUCUCUCUCUCUCUCUCUCUCUCUCUCUCUCUCUCUCUCUCUCUCUCUCUCUCUCUAACUUUUUCUGUCUUUAUUAGUAAGGGAAGCCCAUUUUUAUUUGUAACUUACUAUGUUUCAGAAUGCAUUUUUUUCUUAUGAAAACAUGUCUGACAUACAUGAUACCUAAGCAUUAUAGAAAAUAAAAAAUGCAAAAUUAGCAAUGUUACAUUAGUUAAAUGACAAAAGUACAUCACCCCUCUAUAAAUUAAAGAGAUCCAUUGUUAUUUUUUAAAAUAUGCUCAUUUUCCAGCUCCCCUAGUGUUAUACAUUUGAUUCGUACCGUUUUGGAAUCCAUUCAGCUGAUCUCCGGGUCUUGUGCUAACACUUUUAGCAUAGCUUAGCACAAUCCAUUGAAUCUAACUAGACCAUUAGCAUCGUGCUAAAUAACCUGACUCUUCUGUAGUUACUGUACAUCGUGUAAUAAGACCGACGGAAAAUUAAAAGUUGUGAUUUUUUUUAUUUUAGGCCGAUAUGGCUAGGAACUAUGCUCUCAUUCUGGCGUAAUAAUCAAGGACUGUGCUGCCGUAACAUGGCUGCAGGAGGUGCAAUGAUAUUACCCAGCAGCUGAAAAUAGUCCCCUUAGGAUCUGUCAAUAGCAGGGGAUAAUAUUGCGCCUGCUGCAGCGAUUUUAAUUUUUCGAUGUAACUACAGAAGAGUCAAGUUUUAAAUAGGAAAAUAUCGAAACUCUUUGGUUAUUUUUGAGUGCAAUGCUAAUGGUCUAAUCAGAUUCAAUGGAUUGUGCUAAGCUAUGCUAAAAGUAACGCCAGACCCGGAAAUUGGCUGAAUAGAUUCCAAAACGGUAAAAAUUAAAUGUUUAUUAAAAUUGGCAUAUUUUUUUAAAAAAAAGUGGAGUGUCCCUUUAACUAAAUGCUUUCAGGCAUUUUACCUUGAACUGUUUUCAAUACAGAUUUUAGUUAUACUGUAAUACAGUGAUUUAUUUUGCUAUAUUAUUGUAAAAAAAAAAAGUUACUGGAUUGCAUUCAUUUCUUUUUUUUAGUAGUAGUAAAAUCAGCAAAAAGCAGAGCAACAUUUUUGGGAUAACAUUUAUCAAAUGUGCUUGACUUUCCCCAAAAUAGGCCUUUUAUUUUAAAGGCAAACACCACUGUUUUUCAAUAUUUUACUAUGUUCUUACCUCAACUUAUACAAAUUAAUACAUACCUAUCUUUUUUUCAAUGCGUGCACUUAAUCUUUGUACAGUGCAUCGUGAAUGUGUUCGCAUUUAGCCUAGCCCCAUUCAUUCCUUAGGAUCCAAACAGCAAUGAAUUUAGAAGCCACCAAACACUUCCAUGUUUUCCUAUUUAAAGUUACAUGAGUAGUUACACAAGUAAGUAUGGUGGCACAAAAUAAAACGUGGCGAUUUUGUUAGCGGAUAAAAAAUAAGAACUAUAUAGUAAGGUGGAAGAGCACUUAGUUUGCAGCACUUCGGCAUGCAAUAACAACAUCACUCCUGACAACUCCCCCUCUCGCUCAAACAAUAUAGUUCUCUUUUUUUUAUCCAUUUAUGUUUAAUUUGUGUUUAAAAGGGAUAACGUGAAAGUGUUUGGUGGCUUCUAAAUUCGUCCAUGUUUGGAUCCUAAGGAAUGAAUGGCGCUAGGCUAAAUGCUAACACAUGUACGACUCGCCGUACACAGAUUAAGUGUACGCAUUCAAAAAAGAUGGGUAUGUAUAAAUUCAUCUAAGUUGAGGUAAGAACUGUAAAUAUUGAAAAACAGUGUUGUUUUCCUUUAAGCAAAACUCUUAAUUGACCCUAACAUGUCCUUGACUAAUUUUGUGUGCUUUACCCUUAAUUUAGAAACUUCCCUCCAAACCAAACAUGCUUGCUUUCAUUUCAUUAAAUGCCGCCUUGUUUUCAUUUUUAUUUUGUAUUUCUGGCUAAUGAAAUGUAAAGGUGAUGUUGAUCAUUCGAUGCCCUUUCUCUCUCUCUCUUUCUCUUUAUUAAUUGUAUAAUGUAUGCGGGAUGUGAGUUUUGGGUAUUUUGUGAGUUUAUGUGUACAGUGUGUGUUCGGAGUGAGUGUGUGUAAGAACAUGCAUGUUGUGUAUUGAUGGUUGUGACUGGUUGCCUGUGUGAUUUGUGGCUACCAGUGUACAUUUAUUACGUCUGUAAUUACAAUAUCACACGCUGUAAGAAUUACCUGUAUAGUACCAAGACAAUGCGUAAACAAAUUAAUACAAAAAAAUAAAUUGUGCAUUAGAAAAACA